AAUGAAGCCCGAUGAGUCCAGGCCCAAGCGACGUGGGCGGCUCCUUCCUCAGAAGCCCACGGCCAAGAGCAGACGGACGGCACAGCAGACGGUGGAGAGGAGAGAAGAGAAGCUCUCGUGCUCGCGCGACGACGACGACCUCCGCCGCGGCGACGAUGAGCCCCCUCCGCGCCCUCCUCGUCCUCGCCGCCGUCCUGGCAGCGUGCCUCGGCCCCGCGGCGGCGGAUCAGCCAGGAUCCGUCGAGGGAUACACCAUCGCCGGCCGCAUCAAGAUCGACGCUGCAAGGGGCUUUGGUCUUCCAGCCAAGACAUCAAACACGAAAGUGAUACUUAAUGGUGGUCAGAAAGUUACAUUCGCCAGGCCAGACGGCUACUUUGCCUUCCACAACGUGCCUGCUGGGACACAUUUGAUCGAAGUCUCCUCACUUGGUUACUUCUUUUCACCUGUUCGAGUGGACAUCAGUGCCAGGAAUCCAGGGCACAUUCAAGCAGCAUUGACUGAAAACAGAAGAGUUCUAAAUGAGCUUGUUUUGGAACCUCUGAAAGAAGAGCAAUACUAUGAGCCGAGGGAGCCUUUCAACAUUUUGUCCCUUUUGAAGAGCCCCAUGGGUAUGAUGGUCGGUUUUAUGGUCCUAAUGGUCGUCGUUAUGCCCAAGAUGAUGGAGAACAUAGAUCCCGAGGAGAUAAAGCAAGCUCAAGAGCAAAUGAGGAACUCACCUGUUCCAUCCUUUUCUGGCUUGCUAGCCAGAGCAAACAGCUAGAUGUAGAACAUGCCGGCAAUAUGUGGUUUAAGUUUAUGAUGCGACAAACAUCCGUUCCGAACUGCUUCACACUCGAGUCAGAAUGUUGUUCCAUGGGAAGCUGGGACAAGGUGGAAACUCGUUUGCCCACUUUUAAUGUAUUCUACUGUAUUCUAAGAUGUAAUAGGUUUGUAAUGGAGAACCGUCUGAAACACCUGGCUGAACUAGCCAUGAAUUAUUUGAUUUAUAGAUCACGUCGAGUACAGUGUCAACUUGUUAA
Molecule: messenger RNA, 1020 nt
Organism: Aegilops tauschii subsp. strangulata
Lineage: Eukaryota; Viridiplantae; Streptophyta; Magnoliopsida; Poales; Poaceae
Product: ER membrane protein complex subunit 7 homolog
Cellular component (GO): EMC complex
Molecular function (GO): carbohydrate binding
Source: RefSeq, a predicted model, not a curated record